UCCCUAGAGGAUGGGGUAACAGAUGCAGGACGACCUGGGAAAGGCCCCGAGAGAGAUUGUAAGAACAGUAAAUACAGUCCAAAGAGGAACAUUUUUGAAGAAAUACAGUCAUCGGGGCGACACAAGAUUCACAAUGGAGGUUUCCCCAGCAACCAAGUUUGGCGAGACCUUUAUGUUUGAGGACAGGUUAGAGAUGCAGCAAGAGCUUUUCCCUGGGGAGGACCUGGCGGACCCUUUUCUUCAGGGGAGAGGUUUGGAGCAGAUGGCUGUUAUCUACAAAGAGAUCCCUCUUGGGGGGCAAGACGAGGACUGUGAUGAUUACGAGGGGAAUUUCAGUCUGUGCUCAAGCCCUGUUCAGCAUCAAAGUUUCCCCCCAGAAACCAGAGCCCAGGAUGAUGAGCUAUUUAGCCAAACCUUCCUCCAGAAAUCCGACCUCAGUGUGUGUCAGAUAAUCCACAGGGGAGGAGAGUCCAGUCCACGCGAUUGUGUGAACGCGGCAGACAGGGGGGACUCAGGACCUACCGCACCUCACAGAAUGCCUGUGCCCGCCAAGCCCUACGCGUGCCGCGAGUGCGGGAAGGCCUUCAGCCAGAGCUCACACCUCCUCCGGCACCUGGUGAUCCACACCGGGGAGAAGCCCUACGAGUGCUGCGAGUGCGGGAAGGCCUUCAGCCAGAGCUCGCACCUCCUCAGACAUCAGAUCAUCCACACCGGGGAGAAGCCCUACGAGUGCCGCGAGUGCGGGAAGGCCUUCCGCCAGAGCUCGGCGCUCACGCAGCACCAGAAGAUCCACACGGGGAAAAGGCCCUACGAGUGCAGGGAGUGCGGGAAAGAUUUCAGCCGGAGCUCCAGCCUCAGGAAGCACGAGAGGAUCCAUACGGGAGAGAGACCGUAUCAGUGUAAGGAAUGCGGGAAAUCCUUCAACCAGAGCUCAGGCCUGAGCCAACACCGGAAAAUCCACACCCUCAAGAAACCUCACGAGUGCGAUCUCUGCGGGAAAGCCUUCUGUCACAGGUCGCACCUCAUCCGGCACCAGCGGAUCCACACCGGGAAGAAGCCUUACAAAUGUGACGAGUGCGGGAAGGCCUUCAGCCAGAGCUCCAACCUCAUCGAGCACCGCAAGACCCACACGGGCGAGAAGCCCUACAAGUGCCACAAGUGCGGCAAGGCCUUCAGCCAGAGCUCCUCGCUCAUCGAGCACCAGCGCAUCCACACGGGCGAGAAGCCCUACGAGUGCUGCCAGUGCGGCAAGGCCUUCUGCCACAGCUCGGCGCUGAUCCAGCACCAGCGCAUCCACACCGGCAGGAAGCCCUACGCCUGUGAGUGCGGCAAGGCCUUCCGGCACCGGUCAGCCCUCAUCGAGCACUACAAGACCCACACCAGAGAGAAGCCCUACGUGUGCAACCUGUGCGGCAAGUCCUUCAGGGGCAGCUCGCACCUGAUCCGGCAUCAGAAAAUCCACGCUGGGGAGAAACUGUAGAGCGAGGAACCUGCAC
Propithecus coquereli (Coquerel's sifaka) is the source of this 1496-nucleotide messenger RNA. RefSeq names its product zinc finger protein 70 (gene ZNF70). The transcript has 2 exons. The record is from RefSeq and is a predicted model, not a curated record. Gene Ontology annotation, cellular component: nucleus. NCBI's taxonomy places the organism in Eukaryota, Metazoa, Chordata, Mammalia, Primates, Indriidae. Bases 23 to 1480 code for a protein of 485 amino acids.